UCUUCACAGCACGGAAGUUAUAUACACACACCCACCAUUGGUUUAAUAACGCGCAGCUCACAGUCCUAACAUGACGAGCUAAUGUUAAAAAAAUUGUUCGUUCAAGUCUUUAUCCUGUAGUUUCACAGCAGCCGACAGCAACAUGGUGAACCUCGGUCUCACCAGAGUGGACGACGCGCUGGCCGCAAAACACCCGGGUCUGGAGACUUACGCCGCCUGUCAGUCUUACGCCUUCAUGAAGGGGACCGGAAGCUUUGUACUUGGUGCUGCUGGUUUAUUAGCCGUACAGGGGGCUUUACAGAGGAAGCUUCCUUACCCUCGUCACUGGAGCCUGCUCAUUUCAGUAGUGGUGUCUUCCGUGGGCAGUUACGCAGUGACUCGCUGGGAAACGCAGAAAUGUUCGGACCUCUGGCUGCUGAUAGAAACUGGAGAAAUCCCGGACAGAUCGCCACCACAGCUGGCUAAACCAGAAGAGUCCAAUGGACCUGGGAAGACAAAAUAUGGCGAUGUAAUGGAUUGAAUAUGAUCAUGAAUAAACAUAUUUAUAGUGUAUAUAACUACACCUUCCUGGUGAUGUCCAGAUAAGCUGUUUAUUUACCAUCGAGAGACUGUUGUAUUUCAUUGCACUUAAAAACCACAUGAAGUUAGUGAUGUUGUUUUUUAGUUUGUGGAGCUUUUGAAUUCUAACGUGGGGAUACACAGAUGAGUUUGCUGAAUCAGAUGUCAGGAAUUAUUAUUCAAAUUUUUAAAAAAAGACGAUGAAUCAGAUGUUAAGCUUAUGAUCCGGUGUUAUUAUUAUUAUUCGGACAUGUUUGUUUGACAUGCAACAGAAUUAACGUGGCAGUUCCAAAACCAGACAUUAGUUGUCACUGUACACCUCGUGUGAUUUACAAACCCUUGUGGGUCAACAAACCCAGUAAAUGACCCGCUUGUGUCUAUAAGUGAAUGGUUUAAAUCACACAGUGACAUAUUUCAUUUUUAAUAUAGGGGGGAAAUAAUGGUGAAAUGAAUCCUCUAUAUUUUUGAAUAAAUAAAUAUCCUUGGCUAUUAAAUAAAAAUCCAAUAAAUUGUCAUCCACAUGAUUACAUGAUUUCAGCCAUUGUUUUCAAUUCAGUGGUGUUGUAAUGAACCCUGUAAUAUCUCAUAAUGAAUAAAAGUUCAUCAUUUGUGGAUUCGUUACAAAUUCA
This is a messenger RNA of Scophthalmus maximus (turbot), 1187 nucleotides long. RefSeq names its product transmembrane protein 141 (gene tmem141). Bases 143 to 520 code for a protein of 125 amino acids. The record is from RefSeq and is a predicted model, not a curated record. The transcript has 5 exons. Lineage: Eukaryota; Metazoa; Chordata; Actinopteri; Pleuronectiformes; Scophthalmidae.